Molecule: messenger RNA, 6974 nt
Organism: Varroa destructor (honeybee mite)
Lineage: Eukaryota; Metazoa; Arthropoda; Arachnida; Mesostigmata; Varroidae
Product: leukocyte elastase inhibitor-like
Molecular function (GO): serine-type endopeptidase inhibitor activity
Source: RefSeq, a predicted model, not a curated record
AGAGGACGCGUAAAUUCAUAGCAAGGUAGAAUAAGCCUUGAAGCAGGAAAACUUGCUCAUUCCAGUAGAUUUUUUUUAUGUUUACAAUUCAAAUGUAUAUCUAUUUAAAAAAAUAGCUUCCCUUCCUCUAGGCGAAUAUAUUUUAGUGCUUAUAAGCAAAGUUCAUGUUAGCUGCGCCAGAAAUCACACCAGAUUUCGUACUGAUAAUCCUUCCUAACAGUGUAUCGUAAGACGUGAUGAACCCGGAACACAUUUAUUUUCGAUUACUUUGCGUUGAGACAAUAUGAUUAAUACAAUUUAUAUUAUCGUUCAUAUUAUCGUCAUUACUUUAUUUGUUAUUUUCACUAUUACUAUAUGGCAUAAACAAUUUCAAUAUUAGUCCACAGAAAUAAAUGCUGAUUACCUUGCAGAUAAUGUCAGGUUUGAGAAUAAAUAACUAUUCUAAGUAGCCAUGCCGGGUUGUUACUUCGCAACACUGAUAAAUAUUACAUAUUCAGUUUAUUUUACAUGAUCCCACAAAAUCGUUAUCUGGUUUGGUAAAGUCAUCUUCGCUAUAUAAUCGUUAAGAAUAUGAAGUCGGCAAGCAAUAAUGGCAAUUAUAAACAUAUGAAUAAGAAUCACCUGCUUGUUAUCUUCUUUGGCGACAACAUUGGAAUCAAUGGGACUCAUGUAUCCGCAUAUACCGCGAUAUGCGGGCGGAAAAAAAUCAACCUUGUAUUAUCAUGAUACAUGUCAUUCUAAGAGGCAAUUACUUUACGAAUGUUUGCUGAAUGGAUCAAAUAUAUAAAUCGUGAAUGGGUACGUGACUUUUUUCAUCGAUUCUAGCGAUUAUUAUGGUAUUACGCUGCUGUUCGCACGGAUACAGCUGGUCCGUGGGAAUGCUCGCUUCUGUGUUGCUUCUGCUGCCUCCACAGUAUGAUCUGCACUAACCAGAGGAAUAAACAAAUGCGAAACGUUGUUAUUGGAACACGAUUUUGCGUUUGGCCUAGGGUGUCGCUCACGGGCGUAGUCUUCCUGAAGACCAUCCAUUACAGGGCCGUAGUGGAUGGUGUCAAUGAUUGUCGACCGUAGCUGUCACGCUAUCGGCCCGCGGGCUGCUCGUCCCUCUCUCAAGCUCAGGUUGCAACGGGAGACACCGGCGAGAUGCAGGAAGAAUGGUGCUGGUCCUUAUAGUUAUAAUGCAAGUGUUUGAUUACGGUACUUAUCGUUUGUAGUUGCUGAAUAAUGAUUACCACUCCAUAUGCAAUAGUGGGGCUAUAUGCCAUUGUCAUUCCAUAGUAUUUCACUAGGAGUGAGUUCUUGGGUCUAUUUUGACGGUUUCUAGUUGGCCAGGCCCGAGUGUCGCGUACUAGAGCUUAUUUUUUUUGGCUGUGCUAUUUCGUAAAAAAAAAAACAAGCUUCGAUUAUUUAACUCCAGGAAUGAAAAAGAAACAUUUUUUUUUCUGUGAUUGUGCACCACUGGGCAAAUAGGUACGUAUGAGCACGUAUGUCAUACGAUGGCUUAAAAAUAAAACGUCUUUAUUUCUAUUUUAUUUGCACGUGUUUUCCUCGUGGGUAAAUAUUUUUACUUUACGAUUUAUUCAAGUAUGCUUAUUUAUUACUCAAAUAAGGAUCAAACUACUACGGCGAGAUGUACAAAUAGCUUCUCAAGCCACAGCAUAUAUACUGUGUUCAUGCGUAAGAUGGUUGUGGGUUGCUGAUUUGCUGGAACAUGUUAUUCGGAUUUCUUCUGCAGAUCGAAUAUGUUUGCUUCUAUCAAAAAUUCUAGCUAAGCCGCAUGACUGUUAGCUGAUAUGGAGUACUAACUAAGUAUUGAGGUCAUAAUGUAUCAAUAUAAACGACGAGCAAACGAUCACAACGGCAGUCUUUCUGCGAAUCGUCAAAUUUUUGUUUGUGCUCGUAAUAACGUUUUCUUAGCAGCCCGAUUUCUUCCCAAUUUAAAUAGUGUGCCAAACAAAUUUCUACGCUAAGGCUAAGUUUUGACUAGUGGCAGCCAUAGAAAAAUGUAUUAAAGUUUAAAACGUCUGUGGAUACCGCUUAAGUUGAAUUAAUUUUUGGUGAGUACCUGAUUCUGUUUUUUCUAAGGCUUUUUCACUUCUGUAUACGCUACCAAGUGCUGAUUCAAGUUCCUCCAUCGAUACAAGCUUGCGUUGAAUGUAUAAUUCAAUAAAUGCAGCCUAAGUUGUGCUUACAACCACUAUUAGAUAGCACCAAACAAUGACCACCUUUUCGAAAAAUAUUAUUUUGUUUACCAACUUCUGUCCUCUUUUAGAGUAGACCAAGCAGGAGUAACAUUAUAGAUUGACUCCAGCUAUCAUAGUUAGUAGAUUACGGAUCUUUCAUCGCAUACCUGCUUCAUAUGACUAAAAAAGUGAAAAUAUUGUUGAGCACAUAAAGUCGCCAACAUAAUCACCCAACACGACACCACACGUUCUGCCAUAUGUAACAAGCAGUUGGUGGGCGCAAUAGCUGAGAAAUGCGAAGCAGACAACAAAUUAUUAAAUUAAGAUCAUCAUUAAUUUGAUAUUAAAUCGUAUUAGUCAGUCGUAAAAGAAAUAAUUUGUUUCGAAGCUAUCGUUUCCUCUUAUUAGUUUGGUCAACUACUUAAAUGGCACCAAUGCGUGAGUAAUUGCUAAUUUCUGGUACGUAAAUGUGUUAGCACGGCAGUAUUCUAAACUCAAUGUCAAGAAUGGCAAUAAAUUAAUUUGGACACUUUUAUGCAGAAUGCUAUACGUUGCACUCACGGGAGCAGUACAAAUGAACCAAGAUUUAUCACUAAUUUUUUAUUUUUUCGAAUUUUUUGACAAGUUUGUCACUUCACUUAUGGGGUGGGAGAAAAAGCAGUGACCUUGUCGACGCAUUGAGAUUUACCGGUCGCCAUUGGUGGCUUCUCUGCGGGUGUUUCGGCUCUAUUCGAAUAUUACUUUGUCAUGAUGAUAGCACGUAUGGGUAGGGGAUGUUCUCAGGCAGACUAUAUCGACCCCCUUUUCUACCCAGUGUUUUAACAAUAACAUAAGAUACUGUUAUGAUAAACGCUUGGAUUCGAAUAUACUCAUUACUUUAGUAUGCUAACACAUCGCUCAACUGAUAACAUGACAACAGUAAUAAUCAUACAGUGGGAAGUUUAAUGUCAACAAUACCUAAUAAAUACCGCCUUAUCUUUUUCAUCAUCGCCGGUAGUUCUCUUAGUGUAACUGUCAGCCAGUCGUUGGGUAAAAAGAAAUUUUCUGCGCGAAACUGUCGGAGAGCCCUGCGUUAUUCCCCGUGCCCAGUACGUUGACGCUGCAAUCCGAUGUCUGGUCAGCUUUAUGAAUGCGCCACCGCGUCCGUCUUCCGAUGGAAAAUAAGUUGCUACACAUGAAAAGCUGUAAUUUCCUAGCGUCGGUAACGGUGUAUAUUUCUAUUCUGUCAAACAUGGAGCCUUUACGGCUGCCGGGUCCGCCAGUGCGUGUUUGCAUGGAUGGCGUCAUUGGAAAGCACUCGAUAUAAUGGCCGGACGCAAUACGAAGGGCGAUGGCAGACUUUUGUAGGUGCUCUGGCCGUUGUUGUUGGUGAUGGCGGUAAAAUCUCUGGCUGGCGAUUUUGCGUGGAGAAGCCAGCCGAGACACAGAAUCAAGUGAGUUCAAAUAAGGGGCUAUGGAGGCCAUCAGAGAAACGUGGAAUGGAAAGGGCAAUCGACCGGAUGAAUGAGUCUAGGAAACCGGACAAAGUAGUAGACGCUGGUAAAGAAGAACGAUUGUUAUUGUAGCACACAUAUCUAUCUAGGCAGACUGGUAAGUAAAGGCACUGGUUUUGCUUUCGAUUCUCGGGCGUUGAUUCGCCGUUUGCGACCCUGUCAUACACGGGAAUUUUUAGUGAUAGAUAUAAUUCAUUCUGCGAUAUUUUGAAUAUUCUUUUUUCUUUUAUGAAAAAGACAGCUAGCCUUUAUUAAUUUCCUUUUUCCUGUACUCAUAGAUGCCCGUGUAUUACAUAAGGAAAUAUGCAGCGACGAAUGGACCUUUGUCUAACAUUCUGCUAUUACGGCUACUACCAAUUUUGUGCUUUGUAGAAAACUGUUGACCUGAAGUAUAGUUAGCGAAGCGGUUGCAGAAGAGGCCGCUUCCAUAUUAUUGAUGGAACCAUUUGUUGAUUUAGGCGAAGUUUCCUGAAGUCGCCUGAAACGAGGACAAGUGGCCGAUGACAAAUCUGGUCAUUCAGUGUUUCAUUGAACCUGGAUGAUGUUUUCAAGUGCAUUAUUGAUGGCUGAAUUUCUAUUUGGAUUUUGAAACUUCCAGAACGAUGAAACUGCUUUUAGUUUGCGUGGCCUUUGUUGCCCUGGCAGGUAUGUGUCGCGCCCUGUCCAAGGAGGUGAAUGUGCAUGGUCGCUAUCGGCCGCAGUCAGCUCACGGAGUAUCUCCUAUGGCAAACAUUACCAACUACCUCGGCUAUAUGGUGUUUAAAAAUCUACCUGAUAAGGAUAAAAUAGUGUCACCCAUCUCGGUCCUCGAAGUACUUUUCAUGCUUUACUUCGGUGCGGCUGGUUCUACGAAAGCUGAACUUGACAAGGCGUUUCAGUUUAGUCGCUAUGGAUUGUUGAGUGAGGAGAAGAUCGUACAUGAGAUUGCCUACGAGAUUCAUAAAUGGAAGCAUACAAAAGGAGAGAUCAUGGAUCUUACAAGGGCUUACUCUUCUGAUAUGAUCUUCGAAGACUAUCUGCAACGCUUGAAAACUAUGUUUGAUGGAGAGGCAUUCCAAGCUGAUUUUGCGAAGAAUUCUCCUGCAGUCACACAGGAAAUUAACAAGUGGAUUUCGGAAAAGACCUCAGGCAACAUUAAUCGAUUCUUCAAGGACAACCUUGAUGAGUACACAAAAUUGGUGCUUAUCUCUAUUAUUACGUUCAAGUUUAACUGGAAAGAUCAAUUUCUAACAUCCAUGAGUCGUGAAGGUCUAUUCUAUAACGAUGGUUAUGAGGAGGCCUAUGCGAUGUAUAUGUACAAAGAUGCGGACGUUGAGAUUGGAUUUAACGAGUUUGCACACUCGGUAACUCUGCGACUACCAUACGAAAACACUGACUAUGACAUGUACAUUAUUGGACCUGAUGGAAAAGUUGGUGAACGGGACGCCACUAUUGACGACGUAGAGCAAUUCUUAAAGCAAACUAAAAGCUACGAGUCAUUGUUGAAUACUGAAAAGAAGCCUGAUGAUACCAUUGGAGUUGAAGUUCCCAGAUUUGUUGUAUCGUCUGAAGUCAACUUGAAAACCAUCUUGUCGCAGUUGGGGAUACAAUCACUAUUCUCUCCAGACGCAAAUUUGAGCGGAAUGAGUCCGGCAAAGCUACACGUGUCCUCGAUAAAACAGGCUGGAUAUGCCAAAAUUGACGAGCAAGGUACCGAAGCUGGAGUAGUUACCGCGGCAUCGGCAACUGCUCGCAUGGUGCCAAGCCGGUUGCCACGCACAGUAACGUUUAAUAAACCGUUCCUAUUCCUCAUUAGGAACAACAACCUUCAUCUCGACCUGUUUCUAGGCAAAAUCUCGAACGUGCCGAAGAAUGACUUUUAAACGAAAGAGGUCACUAUACCGAAGCCAUUCGAAGGGGCCAGCUUAGGUUAUUUUACCUAAGUAAAAAAAUAUGUUACCGAAACGAAAAUACUGUGUUUAUAAUAAAGCACAAAGUGCAAUUUUAUAAUUGUCUUGGUUACAUUUGCUUACUUUAUUGAACAAGAGAAAUAGCUUUAAAGUAAUCAGAGGCGGGUCGAGAGUGCUUUACAAAGUUCGAACAAACCCUGUGCAAGCGAUACAGACUGACAAAAUGAAUGCAUUUGCAGAUUAAUCAAUAAAGCUAGUAAAAAUUCUGUGACAUUUAUAUAUACGAUCAGGGCUCUGCAUGUUUCUCAUCACAUGAAAUAGGUUACAUUAAAAAUGCCAAUUGAUUGGGGAGAAUUUAAACACUCAACAAGUUUUUAGCCUCCCUUUUUUUGUGUUCGUGAUACUAGAGUAACCUCUUCUUUUUGCGUAUCUAGUUAAUCGCAUAAUGCGCAUACAUAUUUUUGAUGUGCGUUUUUCAAAAACCGAAUCACUUUUUGCAAAGCAGUAUAAAAAAAUUGACACAGCAUCAGGAUAGAUUUCAACUAGAAAAAAUGAUCUUAAUAAUGGCUUUGACGGAAAAUCGCUCUCUUAUUCUGCAGUUGUAGUUAUGUUCUUUCUAGCAGUAGAAAAAUACAAUUCAGUAGCGGACGGCUGAUAAGUUGUUAUCUAAAGUGUUACCUCGUCAAUCUGCUAACAGUUUGAGCACAUAUUUUUAUCAAGUCGAUUUCAGUUGCCAAACACUUCAGACAUUAAGAUACCCUGGAAUUUUUGCAGCUAGUAGUGGUUAAUUCAUGGUUAACCACACGGUGCCGGAAAACCAAAUGCAAUGACCACAAGUAGACGUUUGAUUUAUUGGGUAAUUCAGAUCGAAGCCAUUAACAAAAUAGCGUAAAUAAGUUAUAAUAUUUAGGAGCAAUCUUGUCAACUAGUGAAGAAACAUACUAUGUGGUUCUAUUGAUGCUGACGACACAUAUAUUUUUUUCUAAUUUAAAAUGAUAAAACGCAGCUUCACAAGGGAACAUCUAUGUACCAGUUUUAUAAUAUGUGAAAUUUUUAUACCACAUACUUCGUAUUCAAGUUAAAUAUAGAAAGCACACACUUUACAGGUAUUAUAUUUACUUCUAAAAAUUAUGCAUGGCUUAAAAAUAAUGUUCCGAAGGCCACGCUCUCCGGCCGGUUAGUUGCGCUCUGACCGAUAAGUGCGUAAUGCGGGUUAUGGUCGGGGUAAAAAAGCUAGACAGCAUCAAAACUUGGACGGACAUCCUCUCAUGUGAUAAUACUUGGAGCAGUAGAAAUUGUAGGACUUGUGCCUUUUGUUGUGGUAAACAGUAGUUUACAGACAGUAAUACAUUUGGAAUGGAAAUGUUAAUUCACACAUGUCGGAAAUAAAAGGUGUCGUAAUGCCCUUA